AUGCGGUCGUGGUUUCAACUACGCACUGCUGUGCUGCUGGCAUUGCUGGCUCUAGGAGUUCAUGGCAACGAGGUCAAGAUCGACCAGAAGGAAGUAAACCGACAACAAUGCUCAGGCAUGUUCAGCCGCAAAGGUUGGGGAGGAGCUGUAGAUCCCUUCAUCCUGACCAAGUUUGUCAAGCCCGAGGACAUCCCCGAAGACCAGGACCCCGUCGUAUCGCUCGUCAUGUUUGAGUGGUCAGACCGUGACUAUGUUGGCAAGCUCAUGGACGAUACAACCUCGGACCGUGCCUACAUCUGCGACGCCACGGCAAUCGAAGCCAAGUUCUGCAACACUACCGAGGAGGGUGAAUUCAUCUUGUCUCAGGAUUCGGGCAAGAGCAAGAGCUUGAUCAUUACCCAGGCCGUACACCUCAAGAAUCCACCUGCCAUCAACUACCCUAUCAAGCGUACCGGAUACUACUGCGUUGGCACCUAUGGCUAUACUGCAGAGAACUACAAUGGCAUUGUCGAGUUCCGCAACAGCUACGGUGAGCUGCCUGCCGCUCAGAUCGCAAAGUUGCCCUUCUAUGGUGCUCUUACUCUCGUCUAUGCCCUUGCGUCGGCUGGCUGGGCUUUCCUCUAUUUCCAAAACCGUCACGAUAUCCUGCCCGUCCAGAACUACAUAACAGCCAUUCUGGUCUUCCUCGUUAUCGAAAUCUUCAUGACAUGGCUCUUCUACGACUUCCAGAACAGACACGGUCUUAGUACAGGUGCGAAAGCACUCCUAAUCGUGGUCUCGGUUCUAUCUGCUGGCAGAAACUCUUUCAGCUUCUUCCUGCUGCUGAUUGUGUGUAUGGGCUAUGGUGUCGUGAAGCCUAGCCUGGGCCGCACCAUGAUCUGGGUUCGCUGGCUUGCCAUCUCCCACUUCAUCUUCGGCGUUGUCUACGUUAUCGCAUCGCUUUCGGUCACCCCUGAAAACGCAGGCCCUCUGGUUCUACUCGUAGUUCUGCCUCUCGCAGCUACACUGACGGCCUUCUACAUUUGGACGCUUAACUCGCUCAAUGCCACCAUGAAGGAUUUGAUGGAACGCAAACAGACCAUCAAGGCUAUGAUGUAUCGCAAACUCUGGUGGUGCAUUCUCGGCUCCAUCGUUGUCAUCUUUGUUUUCUUCUUCGUGAACAGCUGGACUUUUGCUGGCGUCAGCGAUGAGGACUUCGUACCUACCCACUGGUCUUCGCGCUGGUUCAUCUUGGAUGGUUGGCUCAACUUGGUUUACUUGGCCGAUGUUGCGUUUAUUGCUUGGCUCUGGCGUCCAACAGCAAACAACCGUCGUUUCGCCAUGAGUGACGAGAUUGCUCAAGACGACGAAGGCUUCGAGAUUGCUAGUAUGCGUUCUUCUCUCGACUUUGACGACCCAGAUCUCGAAGGCGCACCUCCAGCUUACGAUGCACCUCGAAACAACGCUUCGAGCUCCGCAGCGAACCGUGACGCAUCACCUUUGCCAGCACCAAAGCCCACAAAACCCGCUCAGCUGCCCAGGGAGUCAUUGGAUGGCGAGACGAUAUUCGCAGUUGGCGGAGAGGAUGAUGACGAUGAGAGGUGGAGUGAAGAUGAUAGCGACAAUGAAGGCAAACAUCUGACAGGGAAGAGAGAUUGA
Messenger RNA from Aureobasidium pullulans EXF-150, 1638 nucleotides. RefSeq names its product putative integral membrane protein. Gene Ontology annotation, cellular component: Golgi apparatus; membrane. The record is from RefSeq and is a predicted model, not a curated record. NCBI's taxonomy places the organism in Eukaryota, Fungi, Ascomycota, Dothideomycetes, Dothideales, Saccotheciaceae. Bases 1 to 1638 code for a protein of 545 amino acids. Gene Ontology annotation, biological process: retrograde transport, endosome to Golgi. The transcript has 3 exons.